AGGAUUAAAUAAGGGCUUCCCAAUUUCUCAUCGUUUCUCGUCUCAUGACUUGUGUUUCCCUUCUCUCUGCUUCAACUGUUACAGCAACAACCAGAAGAAGAAGAACAAGAAGGACCCAGUUGAGAUGAGAUCUCCGCCGCCGCCGCCGUCGCCGUCGUCCCUUAGGAAAGUAGGAACCCCGUCUCGAAUGCCGUCUGCCCCUCAUUUCCAAUCCACCGUGUCCGUACAGAAGCUUCGACUCUUCAACACGCUUAUACUGGUCUUCCGCCUCUCCUCUUUCUGCUUCUCUCUUGCUGCUGCCAUCUUUAUGCUUACUAACUCCCAUGGUUCUGGUUCCCCCAGCUGGAGCGACUUCGAAGCUUUCAGGUUUUUGCUAGCUGCAAACGCAAUUGUCGCCCUGUAUUCGUUUGCAGAGAUGGGAGCUUCGAUUUGGGAGAUUCUUAAAGGCACCACUUUGUUCCCGGAGACCGUACAGGUCUGGUUUGAUAUCGGUCACGAUCAGGUUUUCGCGUACCUGCUAUUGUCGGCGAACGCUGCGGGAACGGCAUUGGUCAGGACGUUCAGAGGAGAAACUUGUACGGCGGUGAACACGUUUUGUGUCCAAUCCUACAUCUCCAUUGCCCUGGGCUUCGUGGGCUUCCUCUUUCUAGGAUUCUCUUCGCUGCUCUCUGGUUUCCGGGUCGUUUCCUUCAUCAUCAAAGGCUCUCGUUUUCAUCUCUAGACUUUUCCUUAGCUCUUUAUCUUUCUCCUCUCUUUCUUCCAUUACUGUCAACCAACCAGCAUUCAUUGUGUACUGUAGAAUGGUAAAGAGACUCAGAUGUUUGAACCCUUUUAAUAACCAUACAUGGAGAGGAGAUCAUCUACCAGGUUUCUCCAUUGGAUGGAAUUGGAUUCGAAUCUAUAUCGGCUGAUUGAUCCUAAUUUUUGAUCGA
Macadamia integrifolia is the source of this 932-nucleotide messenger RNA. Its product is annotated as CASP-like protein 4C1. The coding region runs from base 125 to 721 and encodes 198 amino acids. NCBI's taxonomy places the organism in Eukaryota, Viridiplantae, Streptophyta, Magnoliopsida, Proteales, Proteaceae. The record is from RefSeq and is a predicted model, not a curated record. The transcript is spliced from 3 exons.